This is a messenger RNA of Entamoeba invadens IP1, 2577 nucleotides long. RefSeq names its product leucine-rich repeat-containing protein 33 precursor, putative. The coding region runs from base 1 to 2577 and encodes 858 amino acids. Gene Ontology annotation, molecular function: protein binding; cation binding. The record is from RefSeq and is a predicted model, not a curated record. NCBI's taxonomy places the organism in Eukaryota, Evosea, Mastigamoebida, Endamoebidae. The transcript has a single exon.
AUGGCCGAAGCGAAGAUUGUAAAACACGCGAAGAAUUUGAUUGAGUUUCCAUCUGAAGAAGUCAAGAAAGAGAUCAAGAAUUUAGUUUCCAUAGAUAUCUCGAUGAAUAGAAUUCAAGAGUUGCCGUCACAAAUCAACUCCCUUCCAAAACUGCAGAAAUUGCGAGCGAAUGACAACAUGAUUAAAACGUUACCGAAUCAGAUUAACAUCCCCACUCUUAAGACUUUGGACUUGUCCAGUAACCAUUUGAAGAAGUUCUCAAAAUCAAUUAAACUGACUUCUUUGACUGAGUUGAAUAUGUCCAUCAACCAAAUCACAAAAAUCUCAGAUGAGUUUGGUACAAUGCAAGCACUGAGGUACAUCGAUAUGAGUAUUAAUCGUAUUCUCGCUAUCCCAAAGCACAUGUCGAAGCUCUCCAAUCUCACGUUCAUCGAUAUGUCUAAUAACCUGUUGAAUAACUUCCCGACUCCAUUGCUUGAGUUAACGGGAUUGGUCGUCUUAAAAGUGAAGGACAACAAAAUCGCGACAAUACCAAAUGGGAUGUCGAAGAUGGCGUCUUUACAGAUCUUAGACAUCUCAAACAAUCGAAUCGAUAAGAUCACUCCAUCGUUAUGUAAGUUGACUAAACUCUCUGUGUUAGAUGUCUCUGCAAAUCCAGUGAAUGAAAUUAACGAUCAAAUCGCGAAUUUGACAACUAUUAAAGAAAUUAACUUCUCGUAUUCCCUCUUAAAGACAUUGCCAAAGUCAUUUAUGUCACUUAUUGGCUUGAAGAAGUUAACACUUCAACAUACGUCAGUGAAAGUCCCUCCAAGUGGUCUUCAGAAGUUUACGAAUGUCUCCGAACUCAAUUUGUCCAAUGGAGAACUUGAGAAGGUCACUGAGCUUCCUAAGUCUGGAGAUAUUGAUUUGUCAAGUAACCAAAUUGUCGAAAUGGACUUGCCGGAAAUGGAGUAUGGCAUUCACAAGUUGAACUUGUCUUCAAACAAAUUGAAAGAUUUUCCAAAUAUCAAGAAGCUCUCAGUGAUUAAGACGUUGAUCAUUCAAAAGAAUAUGCUUGGAAGUGUCCCUGAGGAGAUGCUCACAGGAACAAGUUUGACUGAAUUGGAUUUGUCUUCGAAUUCAUUCAACUCAUUCCCAAUGGCUAUCACGACGUGUACGAAUUUGGUGAGACUUAAUAUGUCGAACAAUUAUCUCGACUCAUUGCCGGAUAUCUCAUACAGCUGCUUGGCUAAAUUGGAAGAACUUCUUCUUGGUAUUAACAUCAUAGAUCGACUCCCAGACACUAUGAGUGAGUUAACCAAUUUGACUUCUUUACAUCUUGAACACAAUAAGUUGUCGAAGAUCCCCGAGUCCCUCUUUUCUAUGGGUAGACUCGUUGGACUCUUUUUGAAUUGUAACCAAAUUCCAGAGCUGCCGGAGAAGUUCUCGUUGUUGACGAAUUUGGAGAUGUUGGAAUUGUCGUGUAACUUCAUUAAAGAUGUCACGCCUAUUACUAAUUUGGUUGCGAUCAAAGAUCUCGACUUGUCGACGAAUGAAAUCUUGACUUGCCCAUCGAAUUUGUGCUCAAUGACGUCACUGAAAUCACUUGACUUGUCGUAUAACGGAGACUUCUCCUCGACGGAGAACUUCCCGAUGUUCUUUGCGUCGACAUUGACGCGACUGACGAAUUUCCACUGCACUAUUAAUGAUAAGGUGAAGCUCAAUAAGUUCGCGUCGACACUGAAAACCCCCAUCACCGGUCCCGUCCCGUUCAAAGCACAAAACCCGACCGAACACUUCUCACUUGGGAAACCCAAUUCGAUGCGAUUUAAUAACGUCGCUAUUUCAAACGACACGUUCACCUUUGGGAGUGCGGAAAUGUGUGGUAAACGAGAUCAAAUGGAAGACGCACUGAUUCUGAUUGAAAACUUCACGGCGGGCGGAGUCCAUUUAAUUGGGCUGUUUGAUGGGCACGGAGGCGCGGAGUCGUCGAAUUACGUUGCGUGCCACUUCGCGAGAAUAUUGAAGAAACAUUUACUCACUGAAAAUAACUUGGGAGUCGACGCCGCACUCAUUGAGACGUUCAACGAGUUGACUGCGGACGUGAACAAGAAGGAGUUCAAUGAUGGUACAACGGCGUGUGUGUUGUUAGUGACGCCGAAUGAAUAUUACACGGCUCACGUUGGUGAUUCGCGUGCUAUUGUUGUACGAAAACAAGAUUAUGAACAACUCACUGAAGACGAUAAGGCAACGGCACCGUCUGAAAUUGAACGAAUAGUUUCUGUUGGCGGAUAUGUGACUAAAGGAAGAGUGAAUGGUGUCUUGGCUAUUACAAGAUCAAUAGGAGAUGUCAGAUUCCAACCAUUUGUAUCAUCGGAGCCUCAUGUGAAUCGAUAUGUCCGACGUAAAGAUACGGACAUGUGUAUUGUGAUGGGGUGCGAUGGUGUCUGGGAUGUGUUAACUAAUGAAAAAGUUGCUGAUAUUUGCAGAAAGAAAGAAGGGACAAAGAGAAUGUCUGAAAUUGCGGGGUAUAUUAGAGAUAUGGCUUUCAUUCUUGGCUCUGAAGAUAACAUCUCCUGUGUCGUCUGCCACUUCUAA